This is a messenger RNA of Tetranychus urticae (two-spotted spider mite), 1574 nucleotides long. Lineage: Eukaryota; Metazoa; Arthropoda; Arachnida; Trombidiformes; Tetranychidae. The record is from RefSeq and is a predicted model, not a curated record.
UCCCUCUCUUAUUUUCCUUAACAUUACCCUAAUAUUUUCAAAUCUUAUUUUUUUCCUUCUUUUUCACCAUGUGUCACUGUUUACAAAUUAAUGAACAAUUGAAUGAGAUUAAAUUUGCUCUGAGUAUGUAUCCAGAUCAAAUAAUAAUUGAAGACGAAGACCUGAAAUGCUGCAUUGAGCAGGAUGUUAUUGAUGAAAACACUGCGGCUCUGAUUCAUACACAUCCAUCCACUUUUUACUUUCGUAACAAAGAUGCAACAACCACUUAUGAAAUUCACUUCUCAUUGGAUAGAGAUUAUCCACUUGAUGGAAAGAUCACUUGUUUGGUAAGAAUCUAUGAAAUUAAUGAGACGAAAGAUCCUUAUAAUCAACAGGUAGUGUCACAUUCAAAGCAACACAAGGCUCAACAGAAACAGCAAAAACAACAGAAACAACAGAAACACCAACACUUACAAGCUAAUUGUGUUAAAAAAGCUGAAUCCAAGAUUAAUCGUCAACUGUCAGCGCACAUUUCCACUAGCGAAUUUAUUGAUGUACUUGGAAUAAUACUUUGGGUUCAAGAAUGGUUCACAGCUUAUUCAAAAGGAGAGAAAGAAGAUGAAAUAGAGAAAGUGACUGGUGAAGAUGAAAGAGAAGAAGAAGGAGAAAAAGAGAAAACAGAUGAUAGAAAUAAUGUUGAUGAUACAGAUGAUAGUGAUGAUGAAACCAAGGAUAUAUCAAAUGAAGAUGGUGCAAAAUAUUGUUCACAAAGAUACAAUCCAAUAACCGAUAACGGAACCAAACAAGAUGAAAAAUUGUUUAAACAGCAACCAUCAACCUCGCAACAAGAUGGGAACACUCAAUCAGGUAGCUAUUAUUUUCCUUGCGUCAACUUGGCUAAAAGUCACUUUGUUUCCUGUGUUACAAGGCACACUGUCCAUCGAAUCAACAAUAUCAAGAAUGUUUCACUAUAAUACUCUUACAAACUGACGUUUUCUCUCAUUUUCUAUUUUCUCAUUUCUUUUUUUCCUUCUCCCCACUCUCUUUCUAUCUUUCUUUCUCACUUCUACUGUAAGUUAGUAAUGUAAGUUAGCAAGCAAGUCAACAUACAAGCGUGUCAAGGCAUAACUAAAACCACUCAGUUGCUUCUAAUUGUGAGUGAGGACGUGUACAGUUGUUUUUACUGUCUAUCUAUCACCAUCACAAUGUUAUAUGUUACUGUUAUCGUUUACCUAUUACUGUUAUUAAUGUUAACUAAAAAGUAGCAAGUAAUGUUCAUUUUAGACACAAGUUGAAAGUCUACCGAAAGAGAAAAUUGAGACCAAAUAUUUCUUUCUGGCUUUCUUACUCCGAACCAAUUCUAAUUGAGGUUAAAAAGUAGUUCUUCUGGUUCACUACCUGCUUUAAAAAGAUGAUAAUGGUUGGUAGGAGUCGAAAAAAUAGACAGUUUGCUCCAUGAAAAGGUGAAAUAAUAGCAAAAAAUUUAAGCAUGUAAAUUGAAAUAGUCAGAUGAGAUUCACAAUGGACAGCAAAAUUAGCUAAAUCAACAAUUCAAUUGACUGAAUUAAUGACAAAAGACCUACUAAAAUGAUAAG